Molecule: messenger RNA, 522 nt
Organism: Strongylus vulgaris
Lineage: Eukaryota; Metazoa; Nematoda; Chromadorea; Rhabditida; Strongylidae
Source: the annotation of a GenBank genome assembly
AUGGCUCCAGAAAUGUAUGAAGAAAUGUACGAUGAGUCAGUAGAUGUAUACGCGUUUGGAAUGUGCCUCCUUGAAAUGGUUACUGGUGAAUAUCCCUAUAUGGAGUGCCAGUUUCCAGCGCAAAUCUAUCGUAAAGUCACUACGGGUGUGAAGCCGGAGUGCUUCAACAGAAUUCCUCAACAAUAUCCUGAGAUACGAGAAAUUAUUGAUCGUUGUAUCCGUGUUCGUCGUGAAGAGCGAAGUACUGUAAAACAGUUGUUAGCUGACGACUUCUUUACUCCAGAGGAGCUCAUCGGUAUCCGUGUUGAGAUUAAAAAUCGAGAUUUAGAUCUUUCUGAGCUGAAUGUAGAGAUCCAGAUGCAGUUGACGGUAUAUGAUGAGAAAAAACGGAAGCAAUAUCGAUUUAAAGAGAACGAGGGACUCCAGUUUGCUUUUGAUAUCGAAAAUGAUACAGCUGAAGAGGUAGGGGUUUUGAAACAAGAGUUUCUGCCAGAGCUUUCUCGUAUUGGAAUUUUGAAGUGA